Penicillium expansum is the source of this 1188-nucleotide messenger RNA. RefSeq names its product putative MFS transporter. The record is from RefSeq and is a predicted model, not a curated record. Lineage: Eukaryota; Fungi; Ascomycota; Eurotiomycetes; Eurotiales; Aspergillaceae. The transcript is spliced from 6 exons. Gene Ontology annotation, biological process: transmembrane transport. Gene Ontology annotation, molecular function: transmembrane transporter activity. Bases 1 to 1188 code for a protein of 395 amino acids. Gene Ontology annotation, cellular component: membrane.
AUGGCGGAAAAGAAUCAAUCCGAGCAGAGCCCAAGCUCUCAACAUGUGGAAUCUAAUGAUUCAGAGAAGCACCAGCCCCAGGUGGCGAUCCCUCUAGAGCGCCAGUCGGCUAUUCGCAGAAAGUUUGAUCGUCGUGUCUUGCCAAUUGUAUGUAUUUUAUACAUUUUAUCAUACUUGGAUCGCGGAAAUAUCGGCAACCCCAAGGCUGCCGGGCUUGACACAGAUCUUAACCUGAGUGACUACCAAUGGUCGUGGGUCUUGUAUGCCUUCUAUAUCUGCUACAUCCUGUUCGAGUGGACUACAGUUCUAUGGAAAAUUCUACCAGCACAUUCCUACAUUGCCGUUCUCUGCAUUUGCUGGGGCACAGCUGCAAUGUGUAGUGGUGCAGUCAAAAGUUUCGCUCAAAUUCUCGCGACUCGGUCCUUGCUGGGUAUCUUCGAAUCUGUCUUUGGCAGUGGUGCACCGUAUUUCCUCUCUUUGUUCUACCAAAGACAAGAACUAGGACUACGGGUAUCACUACUCCUUGGCAUGUCGCCAGUCGCCAAUUGUUUUGCUUCUGCUCUCGCCUAUGGUAUUACCCACAUCAGGGGAUCAAUAGAGCCAUGGCGCUACCUAUUUAUCAUUGAGGGCGCUCCAACAGUUCUCUUUUCAGUGGUAGUAUUCUUCUUCCUUCCAGAUUCACCAGGCACAGCAUCCUUCCUAGACGAAAGAGAACAAACAGAAGCAGUAGAACGACUCCAAGCCUUCGACACAACAAAGAAAAACAAAGUCCGCUGGUCCCAAGUCCUGAGCGGAUUAUCAGACUACAAAAACUACAUCCACAUGUCCAUCCACUUCUGCUGUAACUACUCCUUCGCGGGACUCUCAAACUUUCUCCCAACAAUUAUCCAGCAUAUGGGAUAUACAUCUAUCAAUGCCCAAGGACUAUCAGCACCACCCUACCUCGUCUCCUUCCUCUGCUGCGUAGCAGCCGCUUUCCUCUCAGACAGAUGGGGAAAACGGGGAAUCCUAAUUGCAUUUUUUGCAACGAUGGGGACAAUCGGGUAUCUACUCCUCACAUGCGUGCAAGACCAGUCGAACACCGCGGCGCGGUAUGCGGGUGUUUGGCUAGCGACUUGCGGGAUCUUUCCUGCUCUCGCGCUGAAUAUCACUUGGUUGUUGGAUAACCAGGGUGGGGAAAUGUUCUAG